This is a messenger RNA of Heterocephalus glaber (naked mole-rat), 2773 nucleotides long. It is a transcript of the gene Epop, whose product is annotated as elongin BC and polycomb repressive complex 2 associated protein. Gene Ontology annotation, biological process: neuron fate commitment. Lineage: Eukaryota; Metazoa; Chordata; Mammalia; Rodentia; Bathyergidae. The record is from RefSeq and is a predicted model, not a curated record.
GCAGCGAGGGGGCAGUUCUCUAUAACGCGGUCUCCGGAGCCAGCGGGGAAGAAAGGAGCCGAGCGGGCGGAAGGCGCCCUCCCUGCCGCCUGGGCCCCGCACCGGGUGCCGGGCCAGGUCCUUCCCGCCUCCCUCCAUCUCCGGCCGCUUUGUUGGCCCCGCCCCGGGCCCUCCGGGCCGCUCGAGAGGGGGCGCUGGUCCGCGGCGCGCUGCGAAGGCGGCGGCAGGAAGCGCGCUGGCCGCGCGAGGACCGCGGGGACCCAGGAGUUCGGCCGCCGCCGGUGCCGCGUGACGAGGUCCAGGAGGGGACAGGGCCCGGGGCGCCAGCGAGCCAAGGCCUCCCCGUCGAGGGAGGCGAUGUCCCCCUCGCCCGUGGGCUCAGCGCGCAGCCGGGGCACCGCGCCGCUGGGCCCCCGGCCUCGGCGCCGGGCGCCGCUAUGGAGACUCUGUGCCCCGCCCCGCGCCUGGCGGUGCCGUCGUCCCCGCGGGGGUCGCCGUGCGCCCCCUCGCCCCAGAAGUCGCGCCGGGGGACCCAGGAGUUCUCGCCGCUGUGCCUGCGCGCGCUGGCCUUCUGCGCCCUCGCCAAGCCGCGGGCGCCCUCGCGGGGCCUGGGUCCCCGCGCCUCCCUGUCCCCUGGCGGCGGCGACCCGGACGGCCUGAAGCAGCCCGGGCAGCCCCACGCUCCGAGCCCCGCGGCCCGCGGGGAUGCGGACGCCGCCCCGCUCCCUGGCCACGAGCGAGAGGAAGAGGGCGGAGGCACCCGCGCACCUCCGGGCCUCUGCCCGGAGACCCGGCCUCCCCAGGAGGCUCCGCCCGCGCCGGCCCUGGGCCUCGAGUCCCAGCCGCGGCCCGCCGCCAGCCCGCCGCCACCUGCGGGUCCCUCACCGUCGCCGCCGGAGCAGGACGGACGACCCCCGCCCGAGACACCCGCCGGGGAACCUUCGACGACUGCGCCCGGCGACCUCCGCCAGGAGCACUUCGAUCGCCUGAUCCGCCGCUCCAAACUCUGGUGCUACGCGAAAGGCUUCGCCUUGGACACGCCAAGCCUGCGCCGCGGCCCCGAGCGUCCGCCCGCGAAGGCCCCGGCCAAGGGCGCCACCAAGAAGCGCCGCCGGCCCGCGCCUGUCCCGCGCCCGCCGGUCCCGGCCCGCGCGCCGCCCCGCCGCCCGGUGCCUGCGCUCCCCGCCGCCGGCACCUUCAGCCUGCUCAGCUGCUUCCCCUGCACGCCUGCCCUGGUGGUGGGUGACGACGGGGACCUGCGGCCCGCUGCCUCGCUGCGCCUGCAAGGCGACGCCCGGCCCCCGCCCGCCCACCCCGUGUGGCAGUGGCAGGUAGGGGGCCCCGCGGUCCCCGAGCCCCCCGGUUGUAAGUUCUGGGCGGCCAACCUGGAAGAACUCUGAGCGCGGGACACACUGCUGCUGCGGAGGACAGAUGGGGACGCCCGGCUCGAGGACACCCCGGCUUCUCACUUCUGCCUGUUCUUGACACUGUCUGGGCCGUGGGCAUUGGGACUCCGGUGACUGAUCUGCGAGCCGGAGGAGCCGAGGGCUGCAGUCGGGGGACAGCGGAGUGACCCGAGUUCCUGCUCUCCUCCCCCCACCCCGGCGCUCUGGGGGUAGCAAAGGAGGCCGCCGAAAACCCCAAAAGGAGCUGGAGAGACCUUGGUGAUGGACAAACCGGUUGUUUCUACGUCCCGGGGCGAGCCUUGGGGGUGGGGGCCGCCGAGGGGGGAGUGUGAUUGGCAGCUCCCUGGGGGGCCCCACCCCGCCCCCACCACCGAACCUUUAACCCCUGGCUGCCCGAAGGCCUUAGAACCAGCAUCUCCGAGCCCUGCUGGGGGAAGGGCCAGAUCACCCCCUCCUGGUUCCUUCUAGGGCCCCCCAAGUUCAGGUGACCCGAUUGCUGAGACCUUCAGUCUCACCCACCACGAGCCUUUCCUUUUUGAUCGGUUUUGGAGCCCUCCCCCCAGUUUUCCGUUUGCUUUCAGUUCUUUAGGUUUGAUGGGUGGACGAGAAACUCCCACCUUCAUCAUCCUCUCCCUCCCCCAGGUCGCACCGCACUGAGGGGCAGGGCCUAGGGACCCAUCACUUCCCCCCCCGCAGACUGCCUGGGCACAGGGACGGAGACUGUCCCAGGGAAAGUAGUAGAAGGUGGAAGAAAUCAAUAAAAUCAGACCAAACGAGUCGCCCCUGACUAGUGGAGGGGAUGUAGUAGAGGGCAGGCCUGAGUCCUUUGGACACCAGACUCGGUCCCCUUAAGGGUGGUGACAAACCAGCUGCUGCCUGCAGAAGGGUCAGUGAGAGGGUCGCCUAACUACCUGGCUGUCCUGGAGUUUGGGGUGGCUGUUGGGGUGUGGGUGCGGCCUGCCCCUCAGCCCCCUUCCUGAGAGCCCAGCGGUCGGGCUGUCAGGGCCUGAUGGAUCCUAGGCGGUGAGGGGAUUAGGCUCAGGGUCAGAGGUCUUGGUUUCCAGGCCCGGAGAGCUGGGCCUGGGCCACGCCUGGCCAGGAGGGUCCCCUGAGUCCCCGUGGGGCGACCACUUUCUCUGCACCUGGGGGAUCGGGUUGCCCACCGCGUGAGAGCCCCGUGACCCCCUGACCCGCACUGCACUAGGAACUGCACCCCUCUGGCCCUGAGAUGGGGCGAGGGAGGGAUUGUCCGUCCCCACGUUCGACCCUGGGGAAGGGCUUGUUUCCUUUUCUGUGAAAAUGCUUUGUAAAAAGUUGUUAUUGUUUGCAUAGAGCAGAUUCUUGAAAAACUGUUUUGCACCACAAAA